CUACUGGUAGCAGCAUAGCGGCACUUUUGAACAGAGAACCAGAAGAAGAAAAAAAAAGUAAAUGGAAGAAGAAACAAUGGUGACUCCGGGAGAUAUUUUAGGUAAAUCAACCGAAUUAAAAGCCGGUAAAGGUUCAUAUAUCGCACCCUAUCGUAACACUGAUAUCCUCUAUGUCUACGCCUCUCUCACCGGACUCCGCCGUACUCUGUCCCCUCCUCCUGACUCCAAUGACCAGAGACCAACUGUGGAAGUAACUGGACUCAAGGCUCGUGGUGCUGUUCCAGAGGCUGGUUCUGUUGUCAUUGCUCGAGUUACGAAAGUAAUGGCUAGGUUGGCUUCAGCCGACAUUAUGUGCGUAGGUCCCAAGGCUGUACGAGAGAAGUUUACCGGCACAAUUAGGCAACAAGAUGUUAGAGCGACUGAGAUUGACAAAGUGGAUAUGCAUUUAUCGUUUCGCCCUGGUGACAUUGUCAGAGCUGUAGUUUUGUCCCUUGGAGAUGCACGGGCUUAUUAUCUUUCUACAGCCAAGAAUGAGUUAGGAGUGGUAUCUGCAGAGAGUGCAUCAGGUGAAGCAAUGGUGCCGAUAAGCUGGACAGAGAUGCAAUGCCCAUUGACUGGCCAAAUUGAACAAAGAAAGGUUGCUAAAGUUGGAAGUUAAUCUUAUUGUAAAAUAAAGCUUCAUUGAGAGGCAUUUUAACUCUGCUUCUUCCUGUGAUUUUUUAGAGGAAGGUGCACGCUUUCCGUCGUUUAGGCAGUGUUUCCAAUUUUCAAUGAUUUAUAGGUUCUCCAGUUAUAAUUUUCUUUCAAUCAUCUUUAAUGAAAUUGAUGUUCCUGAUACGGCUCAAUUCCUUUGUAAUCGACAUACCUUGAUUAGCCAUAAAUACAAGGACUUUUCUGUGUCUUGGUGAUGCACUUUCUCUA
Mercurialis annua (annual mercury) is the source of this 921-nucleotide messenger RNA. RefSeq lists its product as uncharacterized. Gene Ontology annotation, cellular component: nuclear exosome (RNase complex); cytoplasm. The coding region runs from base 62 to 658 and encodes 198 amino acids. Gene Ontology annotation, molecular function: RNA binding. The transcript has 6 exons. The record is from RefSeq and is a predicted model, not a curated record. Gene Ontology annotation, biological process: RNA processing. NCBI's taxonomy places the organism in Eukaryota, Viridiplantae, Streptophyta, Magnoliopsida, Malpighiales, Euphorbiaceae.